UGCGGGACGCGGCUGCGCAUGCCAAACGGGCUCUGUACGUUUCGUUCAAACGUUUUUUUACCGCUAAAAUGACCAAUUCCGCAAUGUUUUCAACGUAACAACAGUUCAAAAACAAAAUGAAGUGUCAGUUCUUACAUUUGGUUCCGUGAGUGCAUAUUAUUGAGUGAUUAAACGACAUAGCAGAAGUAAAACAAAUGUGUGCGAUCCAUGUGUGAAUGUUGUGCUACAAAAUGUGGUCUAGAAACUUUAUACCGGAUUAUGGGAUUAGACUGCUGUCUCUAGCUGUUCUGCUGUCGCUGGCAGCGAGGAUCGAUGGUGUCGAAGGUUUCGUGUCCUGCUCACCAUCGCCGUGCAAGCACGGCGGCACCUGCCUCUCCACCCCUCGAGGGGAAUACUUCUGCAACUGCACGUCGAAAUACGCCGGGGAGUUUUGCCAGCACCUGAACCCUUGCCACAGCGAGUCCAGCUCGCGAUGCCAGAACGGGGGCACCUGCAGGGUCAAGCCUGGCAUUGGGGGGGCCCCGCCGUCUUUCUCCUGUGACUGUCCCCUGGGAUUCUCGGCGUCGCUGUGUGAGAUACGGGUGCCGACUGCGUGCGACUCGGCCCCGUGUCUGAACGGGGCGACGUGUCGGCUGACGUCGCUGUCGACGUAUGAGUGCGAUUGUCCACCUGGUUAUACAGGUGCCGAGUGCUCUCACGAAGACCACUGCGCGUCCCAACCUUGCCGCAACGGAGGCAGAUGCGUGGCCGACAACACCACCGCCGCCGGCUACUCUUGCGCAUGUCCCCCUGGAUUCACGGGCAACCGCUGCACAGAAGACGUGGUGGAAUGCACUAGCGGUUCAGGCCCGUGCCACCACGGAAGGUGCUUCAACACCCACGGAUCGUACACCUGCGUCUGCGAGCCGGGCUAUACGGGCCGGGACUGUGAUGCCGAGUACGUGCCGUGCAAACCGUCCCCGUGCCUUCAUGGAGGAAGGUGCACUACCUUGGAUCAGCUGAGAUACGAGUGCGACUGUCCUACUGGGUACCGCGGCCAGAACUGCGAGAUCGACAUUGACGACUGCCCUGGUCACCUAUGCCAGAACGGGGCAACCUGUGUGGACGGUCUCAAUACCUACACCUGCGAGUGUCCGCCGACUUUCACAGGGUCGCUGUGCGAGACUGAUGUCGACGAGUGCGCUUUGAGGCCACUGGUGUGUCAAAACGGAGCAACCUGCACCAACUCUGUUGGCGGAUUCUCCUGCAUCUGCGUCAACGGCUGGACUGGCCCCGAGUGUUCUGUCAACAUCGACGAUUGCGCCGGCGCAGCGUGCUUCAAUGGCGCCACCUGCAUCGAUAGAGUCGGGUCGUUCUACUGCAAGUGCACUCCUGGAAAGACUGGUCUCCUCUGCCAUCUGGACGACGCCUGCACCUCCAACCCGUGCCACGCCGACGCCAUCUGCGACACCAGCCCCAUCAAUGGGUCUUACACUUGCUCCUGCGCAUCUGGGUACAAGGGCCUCGACUGCUCUGAAGAUAUCGACGAGUGUGAACAAGGUUCCCCCUGCGAGCACGACGGCAUCUGCGUCAACACCCCCGGUUCCUUCGCUUGCAACUGUUCUGUGGGCUUCACCGGCCCCCGCUGCGAGACCAACGUGAACGAGUGCGAGAGCCACCCCUGCAGAAACGAUGGAUCUUGCCUGGACGACCCCGGCACCUUCAGAUGCGUCUGCAUGCCUGGCUUCACGGGCACCCAAUGCGAGGUGGAGAUCGACGAGUGCGCCAACAACCCAUGCCUCAACGGAGGAGUGUGCCACGACAUGAUCAACGCGUUCCGGUGCACCUGUGUCAUCGGGUUCACGGGAGCUCGUUGCCAGGUCAACAUUGACGACUGCGCUUCAAGUCCCUGCCGGAAUGGUGGCACCUGCCAUGACUCCAUCGCCGGAUACACUUGCGAGUGUCCCCCAGGGUACACAGGCAUGUCAUGCGAGACGAACAUCAACGAUUGCCUCUCUGGCCCAUGUCAUCGCGGCGAGUGCAUCGAUGGAGACAACAGUUUCACUUGCAACUGCCAUCCAGGCUACACCGGCCGUGUCUGCCAGACCCAGAUCAACGAGUGCGAGAGCAAUCCGUGCCAGUUUGGAGGUCAUUGUGAGGACUUGAUCGACGGCUACCAGUGUCGCUGCAAGCCGGGUACUUCUGGCAGGAACUGUGAGAUCAACGUGAACGAAUGCUACUCGAAUCCCUGCAGAAACGGCGCUACUUGCGUCGAUGGCAUCAAUAGGUACACCUGCGAAUGCAUCCCUGGCUUCACCGGCCAGCACUGCGAGACGAACAUCAACGAAUGUUUGCCGAAUCCGUGCGCGAACGGCGGCAAAUGCAUCGACCGCAUCAACGGCUUCCGCUGCGAGUGUCCCAGAGGGUAUUACGAUGCUAGAUGCCUGUCAGACGUGAAUGAAUGUGCUUCGAACCCCUGCAUCAACGGCGGCAGCUGUGAGGAUGGAGUCAACCAGUUCAUCUGCCACUGCUUGCCUGGAUAUGGAGGGCAACGCUGCGAGCGGGACAUCGACGAAUGCAGCUCUAACCCGUGCCAACAUGGCGGCACGUGUCACGAUCGGCUCAACGCGUAUAAAUGUGAUUGCGUGCUUGGAUUCACGGGAGUAAACUGCGAGACGAACAUCGACGAUUGCGCAGGCAAUCCCUGUUUACACGGCGGUUCGUGCAUCGACCUCGUCAACGGGUACCGCUGCGUGUGCGCACCGCCGCACUCUGGAAGAAACUGCGAGAAUACACUGGAUCCUUGCAUGCCCAACCAAUGUCGCCACGGAGGCCGCUGCGUCGCCGAAGCUUCGUACGCCGAGUUCACCUGCCAAUGCCCAGUGGGCUGGACCGGGGCCUUGUGCGAGCGAGACGUGGACGAGUGCGCCGUCAGCGCCCCCUGCCAUAAUGAAGCUACCUGUAUCAAUACUGAAGGCUCUUACGCAUGUCUGUGCGCUAGAGGAUACGAGGGCAAGGACUGCGCUAUCAAUACAGACGACUGCGCUUCGUUCCCCUGCCAGAACGGCGCGACGUGUCUCGACAGUAUCGGCGACUACAACUGCGUGUGCGCAAGCGGCUUCGCGGGCAAGCACUGCGAAGUGGAUAUAGACGAGUGUCAGUCCCGUCCCUGCAUGAACGGAGCUACUUGCAACCAGUACGUGGCCUCAUAUACAUGCACCUGCCCGCUCGGCUUCUCCGGAAUCAACUGCCAGACGAACGACGAAGACUGCACCGACUCUAGUUGCAUGAACGGUGGGACCUGCAUCGACGGCAUCAACUCGUACAACUGCUCCUGCCCGCCAGGGUAUACCGGUUCCAACUGCCAGUUCCGUAUCAACAUGUGCGACAGUUCGCCGUGCGACCACGGCGCCACCUGUCACGACCAUGUCACGUACUACACCUGCCACUGUCCGUACGGGUACACCGGGAAGCACUGCGAGGCUUAUGUUGAUUGGUGCGAAAACAACCCUUGCGAGAAUGGCGCAACGUGCUCCCAGAAAGGUCCUCAGUACACUUGUACUUGCGCCCCGGGCUGGUCUGGAAAGCUAUGCGAUGUCGAAAUGGUGUCGUGUAAGGACGCAGCUAUAAGAAAAGGCGUAAAACUAAAGCAACUCUGCAACAACGGCUCUUGCGAUGACAUCGGCAACUCCCACUACUGCCAUUGCCUCGAAGGAUAUACCGGAUCCUACUGCCAGAAGGAAAUCAACGAGUGUGACUCCGCCCCCUGCCAAAACGGGGCCGUUUGUAAAGACCUAGUCGGCACAUACCAAUGCCAGUGCGCCAAAGGUUUCCAAGGGCAAAACUGCGAACUCAACGUCAACGACUGCCUACCGAACCCAUGCCAAAAUGGAGGCACGUGCCACGAUCUCAUCAAUAACUUCUCCUGCUCCUGCCCAUUCGGAACUUUAGGCAAAAUAUGCGAAAUCAACGUCAAUGACUGCAAACAAGACGCAUGCCAUAACAACGGGACGUGCAUCGAUAAAGUAGGAGGCUUCGAGUGCAAAUGUCCACCUGGUUUUGUAGGCCCGAGGUGCGAGGGAGACAUCAACGAGUGUCUGUCCAACCCUUGCUUGUCCCCUGGCACACAAGACUGCGUGCAACUAGUCAACGAUUACCACUGCAACUGUAAGCCAGGGUAUAUGGGAAGGCACUGCGAUGCCAAAGUUAACUUCUGCGCCAAUUCCCCUUGUCAAAACGGAGGUAUAUGCACAGCUGUUCAAGGAGGACACGAAUGUCUUUGCAGCGAAGGAUUCUACGGGAAGAACUGCGAAUAUUCUGGAUACGCGUGUGACUCAAAUCCUUGUCAGAACGGAGGAUACUGUCGCACGUCAGAGAUAGGUGAUUACGUCUGCGAUUGUCCAUCAGGGUUGUCAGGAAUCAACUGUGAAAUUGAUUCCAUGAAUGAAUGUCUGAGUGGUCCUUGCAAGCAUCCAGAAGCGAGAUGCAUUGACAAUCCUGGCGAUUAUUUAUGCUACUGCCCCCGCCAAUGGACUGGUAAGAACUGUGACAUUCACGAUCCUCAUGCACGAGGUGGUUAUGGAAGUCCUGUGUCAGGAGUGUAUGGCAACGGCAAAAACCCUUCGCUGAACCUUCAGGAGUUAGAUCUGGCGUUCCAAAGAGAACAGUGCGUAAAACGCGGUUGCAAAGAAAAGCAAGGCGACCACCGAUGCGACGAAGAAUGUAACACCUUUGCUUGCGGCUUCGAUGGCAACGACUGUUCCCUUGGCAUCAACCCUUGGGCGAACUGCACAGCUCCUAUAAAGUGUUGGGAGGUCUUCAUGAAUGGGGAGUGUAACGAAGUCUGCAACACUCAAGCUUGCUUGUUUGACGGAAGGGACUGUGAGAAAUCUCUCCAAAGAUGCAACCCGAUAUACGACGCUUACUGCCAGAAACACUAUGCCAACGGCCAUUGUGAUUAUGGAUGCAACAACGCUGAGUGUAACUGGGACGGUCUUGAUUGUGAAAAUGAACCACCAGAGUUAGCUGAAGGAGUCAUGUCCGUGAUCCUUUUGAUGGACGUAAUAACAUUCAAAGAGACCUCUGUGGCUUUCUUGCGAGAUUUAGGACAUCAGCUGCGAACCACUGUGCGGAUCAAAAAGGAUCAUCUUGGCAACGACAUGGUAUACCAAUGGAACGGACUCAAAGACGUCGGUCUUCAAAACACCGAGUUCGGCAAGAAACACCAGAUCAUUCUCACUGAAAGAGCACAGUCCGGAGUCCAUGUUUACUUGGAGAUCGACAACAGAAAGUGUACAAUGACGACCGGAUCCGAAUGCUUCUUCUCUGCCAGCGAAGCGGCUGAGUUCUUAGCAGCUACGGCUUCAAAACACUCCUUGUCUUCAGACUUUCCUAUAUUUCAAGUUAAAGGUGUGAAUACGCCAGCAGAUGGAGAAGACAUCCAAACCAACUCCAAAUACGUCUUCAUCGGCGUCAUACUAGUUUUGUUAGCUGGCUUGCUUAUGGGAGUUCUAGUCACAGCACAAAGAAAGCGCGCUGCUGGUAUAACAUGGUUCCCUGAAGGAUUCAUCAACAAUUCGUCUUCAAGACGCAGAUCAAGAAGGCGUGGUCCUGAUGGGCAAGAGAUGAGGAAUUUGAAUAAGGGGUCGAUUGGGUGCAUUGACGUGGAUAUCAAUGGGGGUCAUAUGGGACCUCCUCACUGGUCGGAUGACGAUGACGAUGGUGGCGCUCCUCCAAGAGCUAAGAGGGCUAGAGGUCCUGGAGACGCGAAUGGGGCUCCUGGAGGAUAUGCGUCAGACCACACGGCGAUAACGGAUUAUGAGGAAGCGGGACACGAUUCAAGGGUCUGGACGCAGCAGCAUUUGGAUGCCGCGGACAUCAGAGUGCCUCCUAGCAUGAUGACGCCACCGGCUAUCCACGACGGUCACGUAGACGUAGACGCACGAGGGCCUCUCGGCAUGACGCCUCUCAUGGUAGCCGCCGUCAGAGGAGGAGGCCUGGACACAGGAUCCGAUGCUGAAGAUGAGCAGACAGCUCACAUCAUAAGCGAGCUGGUGGCUCAGGGCGCUCAGCUGAACGCUGCUAUGGACAAGACUGGGGAGACUAGCCUACACCUUGCUGCUAGAUACGCCCGCGCGGACGCAGCCAAGCGUCUCCUCGACGCAGGAGCAGACGCGAACUCUCAAGAUAAUACCGGUCGCACACCGCUUCACGCGGCGGUUGCGGCCGAUGCCAUGGGAGUCUUCCAGAUAUUACUGAGGAAUAGGGCCACGAACCUCAACGCUCGGAUGCAUGACGGCACCACGCCGCUCAUACUGGCUGCCAGGCUAGCCAUAGAGGGCAUGGUAGAAGACCUGAUCAACGCGGACGCGGAUAUAAAUGCUGCGGACAACAGCGGCAAGACGGCGCUGCACUGGGCCGCAGCGGUCAACAAUGUGGACGCUGUCAAUGUGCUGUUGAUGCAUGGUGCCAACCGGGACGCACAGGAUGAUAAGGACGAGACUCCACUAUUCCUUGGCGCUCGCGAGGGCUCCUACGGGGCCUGUCGGGCACUGCUCGACGCGAUGGCCAACCGAGAGAUCACAGACCACAUGGACCGACUGCCCAGAGACGUGGCUCAAGAAAGGAUGCAUGAUGACAUCGUCAGGCUGCUGGAUGAGCAUUGUCCAAGGCCGCCGCCGCAGCAUCAUCACCUUAUGCCGUCUCCAAACCCACACCCGCAGCUGAUCAGCCAGCCAACGGUGAUAAGCUCCGCGGCUAAAGGCAAGCCCAAGAAGGCGCGCGCCAAAGCCGGGCCCGACAGCCCGCAGGACCAGCUCUACGACAACAACAAUCUGCAGCACACGCAGAUCAGACGGAAGCCGAGUGUAAAAAAGAACAACAAGAAAGUGGCGCAGGAGGUGCCACAGAGCGUUGAGAGCCUGGGCUCUAGCCUCAGUCCAGUUGAAUCACCGCUCCAAAAUUUACAGGACUUGCCGUCGCCGUACGACGCGACGUCGCUGUACUCGAACACGAUGGCGCAGUUCGCAGGCAUGGAGCAGCUCGUGCAGCACAAGCAGCCGCCCAGCUAUGAGGACUGUGUCAAGACGGGUCAGACGCUGCACCAGUCGUACGGCGGCGGCGCGCUGGGCGCGUCGUUGUCGCCGCCCUACUCGAACCACUCGCCCACGCACAGCAACCAUACUACGUCACCGCACGCGUAUCUAGGGUCCCCCUCGCCAGGCAAGUCGCGGCCGUCGCUGCCGACGUCACCAGCGCACAUGGCUGCGCUGCGCCACUCGCACCACCACUCGCAUCAUCUCGACGCCGCCGCCUCCGCCACCGCCGCCGCCUACUCGGCGCUCGCGCAUUUAGGAGGUAACGGCCAACAUAAUCCGCAGCUGCAGGCGAUGAUGACGCACGCGGCCGCGCUGGGACAAGUGCAGGGCGCACAGCACCCCGCGCUCAAUAGCCUAAGCUUAUACGGCAGUUGGGGUCUAGGAGAGACGUUCCCGACCCCAUCACCAGAAUCCCCAGACCACUGGUCUUCACCGUCACCACAAACGCCUCUGACCCAGUCGCCCCAUUCUGACUGGUCCGACCGCGCCGCGUUGUCCCCCAACGAACUACAACAAACUAACAAAGGCGCCACAGAAGCCAUCUACAUAUAAUAUAAAGUAAGUCUCAGAUUGUAAAAACGUGGCUCAAGCCAAUAAAUUGUACAAAGUUACUAAUGAUAUUAAAACGCACCUUGUAUAUUUGUUAUGAAAUGCCAUUUUCAUUCGGGCACUUAGAUUUUAUCACGAUAUCUGACAGGAGUUGGUGAAAAGACGUAACUGCAGUUACGACGUUUGCUGAUUUUUGUAUGGCAUUGUAGUAUGAAGGUGUAUGACUCGAUAGAAAUCUCAAGGUGCUAGCGUGCCGUAGAUAUAGACUGAUAUGUACAGCCAUGACUCGUAGAUGUUACAUAGUUUAGCACUAACUAUGCACUAACUCAAUCUCACACAUGACAAGACUACCGGUGAUCCAUCGCUUACGCAGGCCUCGUUGUAUCGAUGGUUGAAAUUAAAAAGGACGUAAAUGUAAUUUUCAGAUUUUUAUGUCAUUAUUAUUAUAAAUUAAAAAAUUAAUUAUUGUAACCAUAACUUUAAUACUUUGAAUAGGUAAUUUGGUUUCAUACAGAGGCUGUUUUCAGAACUUAUUGCAAAUGAACGCACCGACAUUUUGUAAUAAAUUUAUUGACAAUAUAUCUUGUAAUACAUGAAUUGUUGUUGUUAAAUGUUUUUAUUGCCUUGUUUAUAUAUAACUCAGUGUUUUAAAUCAUUAAUUUUAAUGGGAUUAUAAUAUUUUGCAUUUUGAGAUUGUUUUUUGUAUCUGGAGGGAAAUUAUUUAUGUGUGAUUCCGUAGCACCUAGCUAGAUCCAGUAAUGUUCGUUCGGCAGCACAUCUACCUAUCACAAAAUGUCAAUUUCCUCAAUUCAUUUUGAGCCUUACGCUACAGGCAUAAACUUUAAAAUGUUUGUAUGAAAUUCAUAUAUUUUGGUAGGUUGACAUGCUGUCGUCUGUACUGUAGUGUAUGUAGAUUGUUUAUACUUGUUUCUAACACCGAGAUAAUAUUGUAAUACCAAAAUUAAUAUGAACAAUGUAUUUUGUUAUUAUGGCCAUUAAACGAAACUGUUUUGUAAAACAAAAUCUUUAUCAAGAAUAAUACUUAUUCGAUGUUAAAAAUCUUUGAGAAUUUUGUAAGCGAAUUAAAUAAAAUUAUAUCGGUCUUAGACACAAUGGUCUUAGAUUUUUAAUAGUGAAUCUCAACUGAGAUUGAUGCCUCUUUAUUUUAAAUGUUUUUUCUUUUUAUUUGACUGUCUGGAAAUUUUAAUGAAUUUUAAUUUAUUUCUAUUUUAUAGGCAUCAACCUCAGUUGUAGGUGGUAUAGUUAGUGGUUAAAGAAGUUCUAAGUAUCUUCCGCUUUUUACUAAGUCAUUCCAUUUUUGCUUCCAAGUAAUUCAUAUUUUAUGAGGUGGUUAUUUUGCGUAAAUGUAAUAUCAAUCUGCAUGGGAAAUUAUCCGACUUUCUUUUAUAAUUAGAGAUUUAUAAGUUUAAAAAUAAUCGAAAAAAGUAUACUCAUUCGAAUUCCAAUAGAGUUACCUAAGAAUGCUCACAUAACAUUCCAAAAAAUGUACCACCUCAAGCACAAUACGUUUUCUAAAAAGUACGGAUACCGUACUUUAAGAUCUCAUCAUUCCAUUAUGUCGCUUUAAAACCCUUCCAAAUUAUUCUAUCGUUAACCUUGGGACCACACUCUAUGCUCAAUUACGUAUUUUAGAACUCCACACUUUGUAUGAUAUUAUUUCUAGAUUGUUAAGUUGAACUUCUGCCGAUGUCGUGGUGUGAAAUGCUUACAAUAUUGUAAAUAUUACUUUUAUUUUUUUUAUAAUAUUUAAAUUCGAAUGAGAAUGAUCUUCGUAGUGUUAUUUUAGUUUUUAAGGGUUAACUUUAUAUUUUUUCUGUGUCAUCAUUACGUGCCAAGGAGCCAAUUGUCAUCUUCAUUUGGAAGAAAAGAACAACACUGAAAUAAUUGUGUAAAAAAUAUUUUAAAAUGUCAUACAUUAUUGUAAAAAAUAAUUCGAAACGUUAUGAAAAAAAAAAAACCAUUACCAAUACUUUCGGAUCUUAAAGUUGGUAAAUAUUAUACCUACCUGUAGAAGCAUUUUAUCCUAACGUGUUGUGACUUCAAGCAAAUUCCGUGAUAACUGUAUAACUAUUAGUUAGAGUAAGUAAGAGUACAGAUAAGCGAAACCGCGUGCUUCCUUUAAAUGCAUUCUCUUUUAUAUUUAAGCGUACUCAAUGGUGUCAAGUAAAAGUACAAAUGUUGUGUGUAAUAAUGUUUUGCCUCGAUUUUAAUUAUAAUAGACACGUACAUUUGAGGAUAUUGUAAGCUGUGAAGAAAGUAACAUGAUAAAAAAUAUAUUUGAUAAUAUUUUUUUACUAAUUUGUUAAUUUUUAAAAAUAAUUUAUAAAUUUCAGAUACGACCUUUUUCAAUUCGAGGCAAACGUUACAAAUUAUGUAAUUCUGUAUAUCAAACUUUGAUGAAUUGUUAAAAAGCAUACGAAAUGGGCACAAAAUGUGUGAAAAUGUAUGAUCUUCAAUCUCUGCGUGCCUUUAAAUUUAGCUGUAAGUGUAGGGACGUUUUGUAAUUUAAACUAUUCAGCAUAGUUUAGAAGAUCAAUUAGUUUUAGAUUCCUGUAAAUACAUUUUAUCAUUAUUUUUAUGAAAUGCAUUUCUUUGUAAGAUUCUGAAACUUGAGGAGAAUGAACUUUUAAAUAUUUCCCCUUAACUGACAAUAAAGGAAUAAAAUUAAA
Messenger RNA from Ostrinia nubilalis (European corn borer), 10315 nucleotides. It is a transcript of the gene N, whose product is annotated as neurogenic locus Notch protein. Gene Ontology annotation, biological process: multicellular organism development; regulation of developmental process; cell differentiation. Bases 216 to 7628 code for a protein of 2470 amino acids. Gene Ontology annotation, molecular function: calcium ion binding; Notch binding. NCBI's taxonomy places the organism in Eukaryota, Metazoa, Arthropoda, Insecta, Lepidoptera, Crambidae. The record is from RefSeq and is a predicted model, not a curated record. Gene Ontology annotation, cellular component: membrane. The transcript is spliced from 34 exons.